AUCAAAAACAAAUUGAGUUAAUACGAGUUGUUAGAAAAGUUAAGAUUGAUAAGUUAUUUAAGUUCACCCUGUGUUGCCUUGAAACUUGACGAAUGUGCAGAAAGAGUCGAGGGAAAACUUUGAUUGAAAAUCAUCGAACGAAAACUUCGAAAGAGUUGAUUUUAUAUUCUUCAUGGGGCCAUAAACAUCCAAAUUUGAUUUGGCUCAAGCAUAGUUUAGGCUUUCCACUGUUCUCAUAAAAUAACUGCCAUAUAUGGAAAAUUGCCGAGAAUUAUCCAAUGGGCGGUAUUAAUGAAUAAUGACUAGCUAUUAAUGAUAAAAACUACUUUCGAGGUUUUUUUUUGGUUUUCAGAGCCAAGGGAACAAAAGCGCAACUUGUAUAAGUAUCUGAUAGACCCAUAGCCUCUCAUCGGGUUCUUUUUCAACUCCGGUUUAUUCUGUGCAGAUUAUAGUUUUCUCAAUCAGGUUGUCAUGAUUCUCAACCAUCUGACUCUCUUUACUUAUAUCCACGUUAUACUUUAUUCUACCGUAUCUAUACAAUUCCUAGGAUUUUGACUGGAAUAUGCGAUGAAGGGACUCCUGACUGUUACUUCAGUUACUAUGAUACUUUCGACCUUCUGAUUAUUCCAAGUUUUUAGUUUGAGCUAAAAAUGAUAACUAUACUUAACGAGUGCAUACGUGUCUGAUAGCUCUGAUGGACGAAGAAAUAAAUGAGUUUCAACUUCUUAGUACAGAGCCAUGGGAACUGAACUGGGUUUUGGAUAAUGAACAGCCCCUCCCAUCCGUAACUAGUAGAGAAGUGACAAAAUGGGUUGAACAGGUCUACAACUAUCCUGAUAUCCUGACAAACAAGCGACUGCUUGUUAAUGCACUUGAUAUUAUAGAGUCUAGAUCGUCAAAAGCUAACGAAAACGGCAAUUCAAAUAUUGUUUCUUCGCCAAUAACUCCAUACAGGGAGCUCAUGGAUAUUCAAGUACUUGCGCGAAUGCAGGAAGACAGUCUUCGCGAAUCAACUUUAAAUAGGUCUAGAAAAGGAACAAUGAAUCGCAAAAGAACGCCAGUGCAAGAUGACAAUAGCCUAUCAGGUGUGCAAUCAGAUGAUCGCAAUUAUAAGCAAAUUGAAAGUAGUGUUUAUAAUUCUGUGAAAUCCGCAGAACCUCGCUUUCAACAUCCACAUUUUGUCAAUGCUGAAUCAGACACUGAACAUGGUCUCGAAGAGUUUGACACGCGCUGUUUUAGGAAUCGAAACCUUGCCGAUGUCGGCACGUUUCGUGUCAAGAGGAAAGAUGCGGACAAUAUUAAAAGGCCGGUAAUUGACAAAUGCAACACAACUGUAUCCAACAGCAACUUCGAAGAAACGACUCACAAUGACGUAGGAUUUAUACAAGAAGAGAUGCCAGGAACACAAAGACCCAUGAUUACGAAACCAUGUACUGUACAGAGACCUGUAAUCAAAUCUCGAAGCAGCAAUCUAAUACCUCCUAAGUUGUCUGUUCCGAAAACAUCCAGUAGGACUUCACAAGUUAACCCAGGACAGGGUCAGAGAUCAGAGCAUGGUUUGGACAGUAGUGCCGAGGAGCGUGAUCUCAGAAGCAGUCGGAAUAAGUCAAUUCCGAGAAACAGAAGCGGAAUUCCGCUCAUUUCCAAUGCACAUGACAAAACGAAGCACAGUGCAAUCAUAAACAAUAGUGGCAAUGUAUCUCAUGUGUCAUCAAUAGGAGGAAUGCAUAGCAAUGCGAAUUCGAAUAUUGGGAGGUUGUCUUCAAGAGAUAGUCGCAGUAUAUCUCCGGGACAGCGAAGAAGAAACAACAGUUGCAAUAGCUCCACAGCUCCCGGGCGCUCUCUGGCACUGAAAAAGGUCACAUCGACAAGAAGUAUUGCCAACCCCAAUGUAUCUCGUGGAGGUUAUGGAUAUGACAGCAAUAAUAUACGGAAAUCACAGUUGCCGACAAGUUUGUCAUCCAAUAGCUUAAAAAAUGUGCAAUCCUCCGUCAACCCAAACGACAGCAUGUCAAUUACUUCGUCUAAUUUUGCACUCGAUGACGAGUUUUACUGAAUCACUCACUGCCGCUGAUGCAAGUUUACAGUUCUAUAUGAAACUAAUUUAUUUCAACUCUUUUCCAUCGGUCUCACUUAUUAUUGGCUUCAAAUUAGAUAGUAGUGCGGAAUAAUUAGUGCUCGCAUGUGUUGAUAUUUAAAAUAGCAAGAAGAGAUGGAGUUAAAAUAACCAGCCAGCUGUU
Messenger RNA from Symsagittifera roscoffensis, 2240 nucleotides. RefSeq lists its product as uncharacterized. The transcript is spliced from 3 exons. The record is from RefSeq and is a predicted model, not a curated record. NCBI's taxonomy places the organism in Eukaryota, Metazoa, Xenacoelomorpha, Acoela, Convolutidae. The coding region runs from base 695 to 2056 and encodes 453 amino acids.